CUUAGGCCUAGCCUACUGUAAGUUACUGAAUCACAUUGCACGCAGCGUUGGCGAAGGCUAUCGAAAAUCAAAAUGCUGGUCGUCAUCUGUCUUGUUAGAUAGGCUACUUACCACUGAAACAUGUAGGCUAAACUACCGGUACCUGCGAAAUGUGUGGAUUUUCUAAGGUGAACCCCCACCCCCACUUAACCUCAAGUCUUUCGUGAUUGGUCAAACCAGCAUUGAAUGAAAGCAAAUUAAACGUCAUCUCUCAUUGGAUUACAAUGGAGAUUUGAGAUUAGGCCUAGUUACUUUAAUUAAAUAUGUUAUAACAGAAUGGGUAGCCUAUUUCUCACAAAUAAUUUAUUAGGCCAAUAUGCAUAGGCCUAUGUUUUUAGGCAACUAAGUGCUAAUGGUUUGUGGAAGGCGAAUCAUCUCGCAUUUGUCUUAACACAUUUUCUUUUUUUUUCAUUCAAUGUUUUAUGUCCAAAUCCAAAUAUUUAAGUCUGCAGUUUAUCUGACAUCAGUGUUAUUGAUCAAUAGCCAACAUGAUCCACGUUUAAACUGUCCGAUAUAGAACGCACAACGUGACGUUGCACAAACGGACAGCAGGGAAGUUUGCGCUGCGUGCGCCUCCCACACCUGUACGUCUACAGGUGCGUCGGAAAGUGAAAUGCGGGUUGUCCAUGGAUGCAGCAUAAAUUCCCACAGUAUAGCAGGAACUAUUUGACCUUGCUGGAAGAGAUGGGUGAGAAGAUAACAGAGGACAGUGUGGGAGUUAAUUUCCCUGAUGAGCUGUACAGACUUGCAAGGAAGUCACAGCCUGAGAGGAUCAUCUGGUUCAUAGCCCAGGUGCUGGACGAGGUGUCACUCCUGCUGGACGAGAAUGUGACCGCCGUGGCCUGGGACCAGAAGAAGCUGAAGGACUUUAUGAGCACCCUGGACACACAACUGGUGGCAACUCAGUCAUGUGUUAGUAAGACUAAAGGGAAUAAGAGACUGCACCUGUAUUUCAAGAAACUGAGAAAUGAAACACUGGGGAAAAUGGAGGACAAGGCCAAGGCCUGGGAGCUGAUCAGGAAGGAGGUUCACCACCACCUGACGAAGGUCGACCUUCUGGCCAGCACACGCCUCUAAACACCAAACCCUGCCACAGCUACAGCCAAUGGGACUGAGGAUGCACCAGGACUACUAAUGUACUCUGAACUUUCUGCUUAACAUGAUUCUGAAGUGGUCAAGGUUUAUAUAGUGUUACAAUUAUUUAUUGAUCAGAAUGAUGAUGUAAAAGUUAUUAUUUGUUUAAACAUUACUGUUUAAUUUAUUUAUUUGUCUACCAGAUUGUAUUAUUUAUAUACUGUAGUAAAGCAGACAAUUGAUACAUAUAUUUUUGUAUUUUCUGAGCCCUUUAAGUUAACAUGAGGUGGUGAAGGUUACAUCUAUCAGGUGUUAACAUGAUUAAUUCAUCAGACUGAUGACUUUCUGUAUGUGUUAUUUAUUUUGUAAAACUGUUCAAUUUAUUUAUCUAUGUUGAUUUUAUUUAUGGCUUCAUUUGUUUAUGGUGUAUGGUAACAAAACAAGUGACUGAUAUAGAAACCCUUUUUGUAUUCUGAACGCUCUAGUUUACAAUGAUUGUGUAAUGAAUUUAUAGAGCUGUGCAUGUUACAUAUGAUGUGGAUAUGGUAACAUUUAUCAAGUGUUUAAAUUAUUUAUCCAUCCGACCGAUGAUGUUCUGUGAAACUGGUUUAUUCAUUUCAUUAUUAUGUUGAUCUAAUUUAUUUAUCAUGGUUUAUUUAAUGUAUUUAUUUAUUGUACACUCCAACACAAUUGAUGCAGAUUUGUUAUAUUUCAAUAAAAACAUAUGACAAAUUGUUAAAUGCAAACCUCUUCUUACAAUUA
Molecule: messenger RNA, 1875 nt
Organism: Alosa sapidissima (American shad)
Lineage: Eukaryota; Metazoa; Chordata; Actinopteri; Clupeiformes; Clupeidae
Product: interferon a3-like
Exons: 6
Coding region: 670-1116 (148 amino acids)
Biological process (GO): defense response
Cellular component (GO): extracellular region
Molecular function (GO): cytokine receptor binding
Source: RefSeq, a predicted model, not a curated record